Molecule: messenger RNA, 886 nt
Organism: Suillus clintonianus
Lineage: Eukaryota; Fungi; Basidiomycota; Agaricomycetes; Boletales; Suillaceae
Exons: 7
Coding region: 142-762 (206 amino acids)
Source: RefSeq, a predicted model, not a curated record
GAAAGUUCACACCACCUCAGCGUCACCUAUACAUAAGUUCUGCGACUCCCGAGUCCGUUCGUUCACGUUCUGUUUGCUUGUGUCGCACAACUUGAUACUACAGAGUCUCGACAUCACCGUACUACGGUCCGCCUCACUAAAAUGUCUCGUCCUGUCCAACGUGCUUUCCCCUUCCUCCGUUCCGGAAUGAGGGCGAACCAGAGCGUACGCUCACCGUGUGCGGCGUUUAGCAGACGUACGAUGGCUUCGAGUGCCCCGCACGCAUCUCAUGGAAACUACGGGAGUGAUACACCAUGGAUGAUUGGCUCGGCUUUGGUAUUUGGUCCGGUGAUGCUCUAUCUCUUGUCACCGUCCGCGCGCAAGACUAGCCAUGCCCAUGAGUCGGAGCACAGUCACAGCGCACACCGGAGUGACGCCGCCAGCCAUCAUGCGGAGCCACAACCUGCAGAGACCCCCGCGAUGACAGAUGAUGAGGGUACCGAGGUGUCUGGUGAGGAGAUCAAGAAGUCGAUGGAGCAGGCAUUCGACACGGAUUCUCCUAAGGAUGCUCAGGAGCACGAGGAAGUUAUUGCUAAAGAAGAGGAGACUUCUGCAGAAUCGAGCGAAAUUGUUUCCCAGGAGAGCGGAGAUUCUGCUCCUUCAGAGGCUGUUUCAGCGCCAUCCGAGGAGGAGAAACAAGAGGUUGCACCAGAAGUUGCACAACCCGAGUCUUCAGAUGAGUCUUCAGCAACUACUGAAGCCAGCGAGAGAAGCAAUGAGUGAUGAUCUAACAAAAACUUAUCAUAGAGCUGCGUCUACUUAUUCAGUAUUUACAUAGUAAGUAGUUUGUGCGCCACCUUAUAGCGCACCCGAAAGUCAUAUUGCUUUCCUGCAUAACAUCCUGAAU